Molecule: messenger RNA, 1057 nt
Organism: Astyanax mexicanus (Mexican tetra)
Lineage: Eukaryota; Metazoa; Chordata; Actinopteri; Characiformes; Acestrorhamphidae
Gene: gadd45ab
Product: growth arrest and DNA-damage-inducible, alpha, b
Exons: 4
Coding region: 85-564 (159 amino acids)
Biological process (GO): regulation of cell cycle
Cellular component (GO): nucleus; cytoplasm
Source: RefSeq, a predicted model, not a curated record
GGGUAUCGCUCCUCCCACUCGGGGCUCGCGCUCUCACUACGCGCUCACGAGCUGAGUUGAGUCAGUCACUGGAGCUGCAGCCUGAUGUGCAGGAUGACACUGGAGGAGCUCAGCGGGGAAAACGCCUCAGAAAGGAUGGCCUCAGUGGUCAAAGCGCUAGAAGAGGUGCUGACUGCAGCUCUGCCUCAGGGCUGCAUUACAGUGGGGGUCUAUGAGGCUGCAAAGUCACUAAAUGUGGAUCCAGACAACGUGGUGUUGUGCCUGUUGGCUACAGACGAGGACGAUGUCCACGAUGUCGCCCUUCAGAUCCACUUCACUCUGAUCCAGGCCUUCUGCUGCGAGAACGACAUCAAUAUCCUGCGGGUGAACAACAUGAGACGCCUGGCUGAGAUCCUGGAGGGGGUGAAACCUGGAGGAGAGCCCAUGGACCUGCACUGUGUAUUAGUCACUAAACCGCAGUCCUCAGCCUGCAAAGACCCGGCCCUCAGCAAGCUCAACCGCUUCUGCCAGGACAGCCGCUGUCUGGACCAGUGGGUGCCGGUCAUCAACCUGCCUGAGCGAUGAGACAAAGAGCAGCAUGUCGUCACUCACGUCACACGUUGCACAAGCUACUGCACUGUAUUUGCAUACUGCCUCGGCCAAACGGCCCUCGCCCUGGAUCUCCACCUUAACGCCAGCGCAGAGGGGAACGGCAGAUUGUGUAAGGAACACGGGAAAGUAAUCCAAAUCCAAAGACAAGGAAGAGGAGGAGUGUGGAUUUUUCCUUCAGGCCGGCUGGAGGAGGGGCUGGUACGGUGGGUCGAGAGCAGGCAGCAUGACUCAGCAGUGUGUUAACUGCCGCUGCCGCUGCUGCUGCCAGGGAAUGACACUGCCUGCCUUUAGCCGGGAAACAGGAAGACUGUACCGAAAACUGAAUCAUGUGAGUGCUCGCUCAAUCGCUGGCGCUCGCUGACACUCGUUGGCACUGGAUGUGCAGGAAGAGAACAGUAUGAACUCAGUACGAACUGAAAGAAUGGAGUGUACCCGGUCAGGCCGGACUGGACUGGACAAGCCUGAG